Molecule: messenger RNA, 612 nt
Organism: Trifolium pratense (red clover)
Lineage: Eukaryota; Viridiplantae; Streptophyta; Magnoliopsida; Fabales; Fabaceae
Product: agamous-like MADS-box protein AGL62
Exons: 1
Coding region: 1-612 (203 amino acids)
Biological process (GO): positive regulation of transcription by RNA polymerase II
Molecular function (GO): RNA polymerase II cis-regulatory region sequence-specific DNA binding; DNA-binding transcription factor activity, RNA polymerase II-specific; protein dimerization activity
Source: RefSeq, a predicted model, not a curated record
AUGUCAGGCGGAAAGAAAACCCGAGGUCGUCAAAAGAUUGAAAUCAAAAAGAUAAGCAAUGAAAGAAGCAUGCAAGUUGCCUUCUCAAAGCGCCGUAAUGGGCUCUUCCAGAAAGCUUAUGAGCUUUUCACUCUCUGUGGGGCAUAUGUUGCUCUAAUUAUAUUUUCACCUAGUGGGAAGGUUUUUUCCUUUGGUAACCCCGAUCUUUAUACGGUCAUAGAUCGUUAUUUCUCACGGGUCCCACCUGUAAACAACAACAUUAGGCAAUUCAUUGAGGGUUUUCCUAGCACCAACGUGCGCGACCUCAAUGCUCAGUUGACUCAGGCCAAUGAUGCACUAGAUCGCGAAAAAAAGCGUGGCGAUGAUCUAAGUCAUAUUUGCAAGAUGAUUGAGGAUCCAUCUUGGUGGGCUUCACCCAUUGACGAGAUGAACAAGGAUCAACUUGAAUUGUUGAAGAAGGCUUUGGAGGAGCUGAAUAAAAAUGUUGCUGAACCAGCUGAUAGGCUUGAAAUCCUGGGUGCUCCUGCCCAAACUCAACAGGCUCAAAUGUCUCCACCACAUGUUUUUCAGAAUCCUAUGGGAGGAGGAGGAGGAGAAAAUGGACCCUCCUGA